This is a messenger RNA of Daphnia carinata, 1941 nucleotides long. Its product is annotated as mini-chromosome maintenance complex-binding protein-like. Bases 94 to 1884 code for a protein of 596 amino acids. Gene Ontology annotation, molecular function: chromatin binding. Gene Ontology annotation, biological process: DNA-templated DNA replication. The transcript is spliced from 7 exons. Lineage: Eukaryota; Metazoa; Arthropoda; Branchiopoda; Diplostraca; Daphniidae. The record is from RefSeq and is a predicted model, not a curated record.
CAUGUGCAGUUCAGCUUCAGCAUCAAAGCAGUUGAGCGGGAAACUAUUUCCGGUAAACAUCUGUGUUACAAUUCAUCACUUUCUGGAAGAACAAUGCCUUCUUUGGAUAAUUGGCUUGAAACACCUCAGGAAAUCAUUCAAAAAAUCUAUGAAAAGCAUGGUGGCCGUUCGCCUUGGGAGAAAGAAGUUGAUGAUUACUUCACUUCAAGAAUGGCAAAUAUGGAAGCAUGGGUUUCCAUUCCUUCUCUGAAUGAGGUGCCCAUUAAAGAUCUCAGGCAUGGACAAUUGGUCAGGUUUCGAGGAAUGUUUCAGGAUCAACUUGGUCCGGAAAUGUAUGGUUCUGGUGCUCUAAUAAAGAACACAGCUUCUGGAUGUAAAAAAAACAUAACAGGAAAAUUUAAGGAUGAACUGUCUCUAGGGCUUGAUGAAGAAGUUAUUCACUGGAAUUCUACAGAAAGCAGAUCAUGCUAUUACUGUGUGCCAGUACCUGGGGAAACUCCAUGGGUUAAACAAAUCUUCAGAGAGAAGAACAAAUUUCCUGAUGUGCAGCCCAGUAGAAGUCUCUUAGUUGGAAAGAAGCGUACCUUUGAAGAAGAGCAAGAUGACUGUGAAAUGAUGGAAGAAGGGGAGCCUAACAAACGGCCUUGUCCUCGUACAAGCAACAACGUAGCAAGCGCAACAAACGGAAAUUUGGAAAAAAUACUAAAUUUUCCUCUACCGUCAUCCGAGUCUGUUGGCUGCAUAGUUAAAGUAUACAGUGACGAUGAGAUCCCCUUAAAUGAUGUUAUGGAGGUGGUUGGCGUCCUUUCCUUCAACACCCCGGGAGUCUUAGUCGACGAUGAUGAACGUGAAGAUUUCCAACCUCCUUCAUCGGUUGUCCCCCGAAUCCAUUGCAUUCGCACUCAAAAAUGGGAGCACAACAAUCCAUAUUUGCCCUUGCAUGGCGGACAAAAAUGGGUCGAAGAUACAACGAUUGUGACAGCGUCAUCAACUACUGUUCGUGACGAACUUCAUGGACUGUUUACCGAAUUCUUCUUAGGAGAUCGUUUUGCUGCGGACUAUCUCCUCUGUCAUCUAAUGUCACGCGUGUACAGCCGAAAGGACACAUUGGCCCUUGGCAAAUUAUCGUUGAAUCUGACUAACAUUCCAGUUGACAAUGGAAUUUUUCAAGAAAGUUAUCCUCGUGCCUUAUUCAGCUUAUUGGAGCGUCUUGUUACCAAAGCACAUUACUUACCAAUGUCUCUAGAAAAUCUAAAUACUCUCCAAAUGAUUCCAAAGAAAGACUACCAAGAAAACAGACUAAUAGCCGGAUGUCUUCAACUUAGUUCUCAAACACACUUAGUUCUCGAUGAAACUGCUAUGACAGAAGGGCAAUUGGUCGCAGAUGGGGUGCGAAACGUCACCGCGAUUGGUAACAUCACGUCAUGGCAGAAAAUUGAAUAUGACUUCAAUUAUCAUCAAGUGGAAUUCCAUACCGAUAUCCCCGUUCUGAUUCUAUCCGAACGGCGUUCUAUUGUCGCCACAGACGUAAAUCUACCGCUGAGGCUGAGCUUAUCACGUGGGAGUCCGUUCCCUGAUCUUGUUAAUAAGGUGGAAGGCGAUCCCGAACUGCUUGUGCGAAUGAGAAACUACCUUACAGUAGUGAGACUUUUACCCUUUAAACUCGAUGACACAAUGCAAGAAGCAGUUCAACAGGAUUUUAUCCAGAGUCGUGCUCCAGGUCAAACUAACCCGAUGUCCACAGAAGAUUUUCAUCUAUUGCUUGUUUUGUCCCGUUUAUUGGCAAUUACGUACGGUAAAUCAGAAUUAAAUUUUGAUCUUUGGCAGAGGGCAAAGUCAAUGGAAGCCGAGCGUAAAAGCCGCUUGUUGCAUUCCAGGCGUUAAAAUGUAUUAUUGUAUGCUGUGUAAAAUCAAACUUAAAAAUAAAUUUCAUCAUGUUUU